GGAUAUCACAUGCAGGUGGUUCUCAACCAAAUCUUGGCUGAUACUCACUUUAGGACUCAUCAUGGUCCAACAUGGAGGAGUCCCGAAACCUUGAUCUCUUGACUAGGGCAAAACUAGACUUUCCAAGGUGUGUUUGUUUCAUAGUGAAUCAUGUUAGUUCAUCUUUUUAAAUUAAAAUCUUGAGAGCUUCUAUCUAAAUGACUGAAUUAAGAAAACUGCCACUUUCUUAAAUAUGGUGCGUGGAGCACUUAUUUCGAUCUUAGCACUUGCACUUUAAAUCUGCUAAAAUGAAGUUCACUAUCUUAUGAUCUGUAUUUGAGAAGUAGAUAGCGACCAUAAAUGGGCAAAAUACUUCAGUGAGCUCUCCAAUUGUAGCUUCUUUUUUUUUUUCCCCGAAAAAGGAAAUGAAUGUAGAAAAUGUAUUAAUUGUUUGGGAUUGUCCAUGUAACAGCCUUAUCUUCUCAGGCAAGCCCUUUUAAAAAUAGGGUAUGUGUUAAACAUGAUGGAGUUCUUAAAAACAUCAUCUUCUUUAAUAAACCUCUUACUAGAAAAUGAAGUGCCAAAUUAAGUUAGAAAUACAGAGUUUUCAGGAGAAAAUUCCUAGUUAAUACCUGAAUCUGUGUUUUCAUAGUUUAGAAAAACUUUGGUUAAAGCAGUUGUAACAUCAUCUGAAACUUUUCAAGGAAGCUGUACUUUGCUAAACCUUUCACUAGGAACUAUGCCCUGAACUUGGAAACAAACUUGAGAGUACUUGCAUAUGCUUAAAGUAUAUAACUAGUAGGUGAAUUGAGACUUACUAUUCUACAUAUUCAAAGAACAUAAGGAUCGUCAUGAGAGCUCUGUACUGACACUUCUAUGGGUUGCGAAGUGUUCAAGCAGAGUGAGUGUGAGCUGUAUCUGAAAGGUGGAAAAGCAUCAGCCUGACUGGCCUGAACAUGGGAGCAAAGGUACUGAAUUCAAGAGCCGUGCUUACUUAAAGCAAUGUUACUGUUGAGCUGUGCUGUCGCUGCCGUCAUUGAAGUUCUUUGAUAUACCACUGUAGAGUGUUUGCAUGCAAGUAUAAAAAAAAUCAUCUGUUGUCCACUAAGGCAUCCAAACAAUGUUGUAACUCUUAAACAUUCUUUCCUGUUAAGUAACUUGAUCCACCUUCUAUCAUUAUACUGCUUAUUUAAAUUUGGAUACUUGGCAAAACAGCAUCUUAUGUGCAUGUAUAGCACACAGAAUAUGUAAGGUGAUCCACAAAUUUCCAGUAACAAAUUCAGUAAUGUAGUGGGUUCUCUAAACAUAAGCUGCGCAACUGUGGUAGACUUGUUAUCCUGCUUGUUGACUGUAUCAAAACUAAACAGCACAAGUAAUUCCUGGGUUGAUCUGAAGUAAGAAUUAUGUUGAGAACUAAAUUUAAUUUUGCCAUAUCUAUCUAAAAAUCUCUCUCCCUUUGGGCUGGUUUAGUGGUAGUCUUCAGCUUUGCCUUCAGCAGGAGUAUGUGAUCUCCCUGAUACAGGCUGAAGGUCAACAGUAAAAUAAGUGCAUUGCUCUGUAGCAGUUCUUUAGAAACAAAGCUAUCGGGUCCUGACCAGUCACCUGGCAAAAAAUACAGCCAGGCAAAUAGGAGUAAGACAGUCUCUUGAAAGCAAAACUUUACUAUAUAUAAUUCUUUAAUGGGUUUUAGCUUCUUCAUCAUGUGUUUUCUGUUGCUGUAAGCUUUCGCUAUACUCAUGAAUGAACCUGUAGAGAACAGCAGAAACAUGAAAGCUCUAGCUGCCACAGAUGACAGUCAGCUCGAAGCUCCAAAAGCUGCUUUCACUAGGUCUUUCUUUGCCAGCCCCUGUGUUCCAGCUUUCCUGCUACUGGGCUUGUGUUUUUGUUAGCCCAGACUUGCAGCAGAAUGAAUUGGAGUUGGUGGUAGACGCUUAUUGCUGCCUGUUGAGAACCUGCCUUUGUGUUUUCUAAACUGCAUUUUUAGAAGUACAUGUAAGUGCAGGUAGGUUGCAGAAAUGCUUAGCAAUUUGGCUGUUACUUUUUUCCCUUUGUGAUAGCAUUGUAACCUCUUGGUUACAAAUCCUCAUUUCUGUAAAACCAAAGAUGGUCAGUAUUUCUUCUGCACUAAAUCAGUCAAUGGAGACAAACUCUUCUGUUCUAGUUUCUAAACAUCUCUAACAUAAACAAAGUCAACAAAUUCUUGUGUGACUGCAUAAAUUAAAUUACUCUGAACUGGACUUUUAUCUCUUUAUCAGAAAGAUGCAUUUUUUAAUGGUAUGAACUGUUAAGUGUAGCACUGUCACCAAUGUGUGAAGCAGCAGAAUGCUGCAUAUUUGGAAGUACAAAAGGUCUGGAUUAUCGGUGCUGUACUAACUGGGUGGUAGUAAAAACAUUUAUAGCAGUUAAAAGAAAACAUUUUUUUUUCCCCUCUCCCACCCUUCUUUCUGGUUGAGAAUAGUUAUUGAUAUCUGCGCUUUGGCUGGCAUUUGGGUGUGUUUUGGUGUAAGAUAAGAACUUUGCCUCAGUGUUGAAUGCCCAAUACAUAGCAGGGUGUAAUAUAUGGCUUAUUUUGUCUUUGUUCAUGUUUCACUGCUGUGGCUGCGUUCUCCUGUCUUAUGGAUGUACAACUUGACAGUAACUGAGAGUCACAUCAGAUUGCUCCUAAUUUUUUCUCAGAGUUGUGCUGGUUUCCAACUGAUAGAUGCCAAACUCUUUCAGUAAUUAGCAAAGCACAGGGUGUUGAUUUCUGGAUGGUAUCCUGUUCCUCUUUUGUUCAUUUUUACAUAUACAUAGUUCAAUCGUGAGUGGGACCCGUCGAAGCUGUGUGGGUGCUUCCAGCCUGAAGUCAGGAAAUACUUGGCUUUUGAAGCAUAACGGCUGCUGCGCAGAGCUCUGGCUCUACCCUGAUAUCAUGAAACGAGCCUGAGGAAAUGCUGGCAGUGUUGCCAGCCCUUUGUGAAGAGGGGGAUCUUUCUGCACUCACUUAUCCCAGGAAUCCAUUCAUGAGCCCUCGUGUUCAUCACACUAAAGUUUGAUGACAGUUUUGCUUGGACAUGCCUGUGCUUCUGAACUGGAGGCCACAUCAGAAGGUUCCUGAUGUCAUCAGCAGCAUAAGGCAAGUCUCCAAAGCAGCACUAAAAGAAGAUGCCAAACCAAGUAAGGAUAGUGAAGAUGCCUUCUAUGACUCUCAAAAAUUUGAGGUCUUGUACUGUGGAAAGGUGACGGUGGCUCACAAGAAAGCUCCCUCCACGCUAAUUGAUGAUUGCAUUGAGAAAUUUAGCCUUCAUGAGCGCCAGCGCCUGAAACUAUUAAAUGAGCAGCGGAAUAACGAGUCAAGUUUAGACUUACCCCUGAGUGAAGGAAAUGUGCCAUCUUCUCCAUCAGAUAGCCCGUUUGAGGAGCUGGACAGCCCAAGUAACACUGUAGGGCAUGCUGCAAUGUUUACAAUUGGCAGCCAGACCAACUUGACCAACCUGGUCAGCACUCGUGGCUCCUUUCCAGAAAGAAUUUUAGAGGACUCUGGCUUUGAUGAGCAGCAAGAGUUUCGCUCCCGGUGUAGCAGUGUCACUGCAGUUAUGCAAAGAAGGGUUCAUGACACAAACCUGAAAAUACAGCCGCGCAGAAGACAUGCAAGUGCACCCAGUCAUGUUCAGCCGUCCGAUUCUGAGCAGAACAGGACUAUGUUGUUCCAGGUUGGAAGGUUUGAAGUUAACCUCAUCAGUCCGGACACCAAAUCUGUUGUGCUUGAAAAGAAUUUUAAAGAUAUCUCCUCAUGUUCUCAGGGUAUAAAACACGUUGAUCACUUUGGUUUCAUUUGCCGGGAAUCUGUUGAACCUGGGUUAAGCCAGUAUGUUUGCUAUGUGUUCCAGUGUGCAAGUGAGUCUCUGGUUGAUGAGGUAAUGCUAACCCUGAAACAAGCCUUUAGCACUGCUGCAGCUCUGCAAAAUGCCAAGACGCAGGUUAAACUGUGUGAGGCCUGCCCUAUGCAUUCAUUGCACAAACUUUGUGAAAGAAUUGAAGGACUCUAUCCACCAAGAGCCAAACUUGUAAUUCAGAGACAUCUGUCGUCACUAACUGAUAAUGAGCAAGCAGACAUUUUUGAACGUGUUCAGAAAAUGAAGCCUGACAGUGACCAGGAAGAAAAUGAACUUGUGAUCUUGCAUCUGCGCCAGCUCUGUGAAACUAAGCAGAAAAUGCAUGUUCACAUUGGUGAAGCACCAUCGACUGUUUCUAACAGUGCAAUUCCAGAAGGCACCACGAGCGGUGGCAGGUUUAAACUUGACAUUUUGAAAAACAAGGCCAAGAAAUCCUUGACUAGCUCACUGGAAAAUAUCUUCUCAAGGGGAGCCAACAGGAUGCGAGGCCGCCUGGGAAGCGUGGACAGCUUUGAGCGCUGCAACAGCCUUGCUUCUGACAAAGACGCUUCGCCGGGUGAUUCCCCACCAGCUACUCCUCCGGCGUCCCCCGUGUCCUCGGCCUGGCAGCCGUUUCCAGAGGAAGGCUCGGACUCCCCCCAGUUCAGGAGGCGCGCGCACACCUUCAGCCACCCCCCCUCCAGCGCCCGGCGGAGGAUAACCUUCCAGAACGGGAGGUCCCAGAGCGCCCGGUCCCCGCUGCUGCGGCAGAGCUGCGUCGAGGCGACAAGUGAUGGGGAGGGAAAGAAAAGAACAUCAACCGUCUGCAGCAGUGAAUCUCUAAAUGCUGUGGGGGCCACGCUCACACCUCGCCGCAUCUCCUGGCGGCGGAGAAUAUUCCUGCAGGUAGCUUCACCUAUGAAUAAAUCUUCUUCCAAGAUGCAGCAUCCAGAUGGUCAUGAUGGAAGUGAAUUGUUACCAUUAUCGCCUCUUGCUCCACCCCUCGAGGAGGACCCUCUUGUUCUAGUAUUGCAAAAUGAGGAUGGUCCGGAUAAAACUGGAGAGAGGAAAAACUCAGAAGAACUACAAAGUCUGUGGAGAAAAGCCAUUCAUCAACAAAUUCUGUUACUUCGAAUGGAAAAAGAAAACCAGAAGCUGGAAGCAAGCAGAGAUGAGCUCCAAUCAAGAAAAGUAAAACUGGACUAUGAUGAAGUUGGUACAUGUCAGAAAGAUGUCAUAAAUGUUUGGGAUAAGAAGUUGCUGAACUGCAGAGCCAAAAUCCGAUGUGACAUGGAAGAUAUUCAUUCCACUUUGAAAGAAGGUGUACCAAAAAGUCGUCGGGGAGAAAUUUGGCAGUUUUUGGCUGUGCAACAUCGAGUCAGACACAGACUGCCAAACAAGCAGCAGCCUCCCGAUGUCUCUUACAAAGAACUUCUGAAACAACUGACUGCACAACAGCAUGCCAUCCUUGUAGAUCUAGGACGGACAUUCCCUACACAUCCUUACUUUUCUGCCCACCUCGGAGCAGGACAGCUAUCACUCUUUAAUCUCCUGAAAGCGUACUCUUUGCUGGACAAAGAAGUGGGUUAUUGUCAAGGUAUCAGCUUUGUAGCUGGAGUGCUGCUUCUACAUAUGAGUGAAGAACAGGCCUUUGAAAUGCUGAAAUUCCUCAUGUAUGACCUUGGCUUCCGUAAACAGUACAGGCCAGACAUGAUGUCACUACAGAUUCAGAUGUAUCAGCUCUCAAGGCUCCUUCAUGAUUAUCACAGAGACCUGUAUAAUCAUCUUGAAGAAAAUGAGAUCAGUCCCAGUCUUUAUGCUGCACCGUGGUUUCUUACAUUGUUCGCAUCUCAAUUUCCAUUAGGAUUUGUAGCCAGAGUAUUUGACAUUAUUUUUCUUCAAGGAACAGAAGUCAUAUUUAAAGUAGCACUGAGCCUACUUAGCAGUCAAGAAACAUCUAUAAUGGGAUGUGAGAGUUUUGAGAACACUGUUGAUUUUCUUAAAACCACUAUUCCAGAUAUGACUCACCCUCAAAUGGAAAAAAUUAUUACUCAGGUGUUCGAGAUGGAUAUUUCAAAACAGCUCCACGCCUACGAAGUAGAGUACCACGUUCUUCAGGAUGAACUGCAGGAAAAUGUGAAUCCCUGUGAUGAAGGUGAACCCCUGGAGAAGCUGGAGAGGGCAAACAGUCAUCUGAAGAGACAAAACAUGGAUUUGUUGGAGAAGCUGCAGGUUGCUCAUGCUAAAAUUCAGAGUCUGGAAUCCAACCUGGAGACUAUUUUGACUCGAGAGAACAAAAUGAAGACUGUAAUUCAGUCCCUGGAACAGGAGAAGAUAACAUAUCAAAAGACUCUUGAGCAGAUAAUGAAGUAUUUGCCAGCGGAAGUCUUGUCUGACUGUGAACUGCUCCUGAAGGAAGUAAACUACAACCCAAAUAAUAAAAUAAAAUAAGGAGUAAGCCAUAAACCAAGGUUUUCUAGGCAGCAUUUUUUCAAAAAAAGGGAAAGAAAAGAUGAGUAUGCUGCUUUCAGAGGACUUAGCAAUAGGCAACAGUAUUACCCAAAACUAGUGCUGGGACACUCAUAGCUACAGAUGGGCCUUCAAAUGUCAGUAUGCAAAUUCAGGCUAUUAAUUUUUUUAUGAUUCUGUAAAUAAAUCGCAAGGGGGAAAUAAAGGAUUCUUAUAUGUAAUUAUGAUGAGUAGAUGUAUAUUUAGAGUUGAUCUAAAGGAAAAGAGAAAUUUCAGUAGUCAAAGCCAAGAUAAUGGCGAUCUGCAAAUUCACUCUGGAUGUGCUUGUCUUGUAGCAAAACGAGGAUAGCGUGUCUUUAUAUAUAUGUAUGUUGAAUAAUACUUGAAGAAAAAAAACAAAAAAGAAUGUAAUUUUCCCUCCAAAGAGCAGCAUGUUUCACAUCUUCUGUGGAAAAUCUGUGUGAACUCAUGUGUGCCUCUCUUUUAAUUCUACUGACAUUGUGCGCGCAGACCAAUAAGCAGAACAAGUAUCAUGGCUUGGUUCGUGCGGAAAGAGCUCUUGUGCCAUCUGCUGCCUGGGCUGUCGCCGUCAGCGACGUAAUUACACACGCAUGUUGGAACUGGAAACCAAAAGCAUAAUGUCAUAGCUCCGCCUCUGUAACUCAGAGCUAAGAAAUAGGUAUCUAUACACGCUCGCAGAACUUGUAAAGGCAAGAGCUAACAGUGACUGCUACUUCCUUCCUGGCCGGUUUGCUUCUGCCUGUCUCGGGGUUGGUCACGAUGACGGGAGGAAGUGAGCGAUCCUGAUGUUAAUUUUCUGCAAGAGAUUUGCUGUCGUAAGAGUCAGGCAUGCAAGAAGUUCUCAUUUAACCAAAGAAAUACUGCAAGGAGCCUUGUCUUAUCAUAGUGGGAGCCAGAAAGCUAUUCUUAAAUUUUAUUUGAAGAGAAAAUUGAGGCAGAUUGCAGGAAGUUGAGCAUAAGUGCACGCAAGAGGACCAAGCAAGUUUCAAAUGUUAUAUACCUUUCAGUUUUCGCUUACACAGUGGGUAUACAUUUCAAAAGGGAUUCUGAAGUACAGGUGUCGUUUUAAUAAUGCUUUCCAGGUUAUUCCUGUUUUAAUACUAGUUUGUGGUUUUCUUUUUAAAACAAAAGUCAUGAAUUCUUGUGUUCUGGGCAGAAGGUGGGUAAGCUCUGAUCAUUUCAAGGGAGAAAAUAUGUUUAUAAAGGUAUAAAAAGAUGCACAUAGAUUUGAAAAUGUUUUUGAGUGGAAUUUAUGAGAAGGUUUAGACAAAUGUGUAAUAGACAUGUACUUUGGAGUGCAUGUCUGAACCGUUAAUUGAGUGUUACAGUGGCUCAUGUUAUCUCUUACCAUUUAUACUGUAUUUCAGGAAAGACAUACUCUUUUUAGUAAGAAAAACAAUUAAGCAAAGUGCCAAAUCCAGCAGUGUCUUUAUGCAUAAGUUUGUCCAAUUUAGAAAGCAAGGACUGAAUAUCACUGCUUUCUAAAUAUUAUGCUUUAUGUUAACAUGAAAGUGAGGAGCAACAAUGCUGAUUUGCUGCACGCUGCUGUGGAACUUAGGGGCUUGGGGUCUCCUAGGUUUGGUUUUUGUUGGUUUUUACUUCUGUGAUGUUUUACUUGAUUAAAUAUACUGAUUUACUUAACAAUCCUUCUUUUUACAGUUAGGGUGAAAGGUCUUAACAUUGUGUGUAAAAUUGUGGAAUCUGUCUAGAUAUUUCAAGAACGUUAUAUUGUCCUAGGUGGAAAAAUGCCAAGUGAAAAGGCAGUUCUUUGCAGUGUUGUUCAGAGUAAGUUUUAGCUGGCGUGUACAUACAAAACCAAUCCCAGGAACUGCAGUAGCAUUUAUUACAAAGAAUCAAGGUUAUUCAGAUACAUCUCUUUUUUUUUCUUUUUUUCUUUUUUUUUUUUUUGUAAUAAGAUGCACUGAACGUGCUUUAUCCUCUGUUUCACUUAUAAAAUUUUUCAUGUAAUGCCUGGAGUAAUUCCAAUAAAUGUCAUUGCUGCAUUUCUCAUGA
Messenger RNA from Falco peregrinus (peregrine falcon), 8336 nucleotides. It is a transcript of the gene TBC1D4, whose product is annotated as TBC1 domain family member 4. The record is from RefSeq and is a predicted model, not a curated record. The transcript has 19 exons. The coding region runs from base 3033 to 6284 and encodes 1083 amino acids. Lineage: Eukaryota; Metazoa; Chordata; Aves; Falconiformes; Falconidae.